Messenger RNA from Symbiodinium necroappetens, 315 nucleotides. Lineage: Eukaryota; Dinophyceae; Suessiales; Symbiodiniaceae. The record is from the annotation of a GenBank genome assembly.
AUGACCUCGGCCGAGAAGACCCGCGUAGCGCUGGUGGGCCUUGGCCGCGCCGGCCAUUUCCACCUUCAGUCCAUGGUGCAGCUGCCACACAUGGUGGAGCUCAAAUGGGUCGUGGAUAUUGACGAGGAGAAGGCCCAGCGGAUUGCAGCUGAGCAGGGCUGCCGCUGGAGCACCAAGCUGGGUGAGACGCUCGCAGAUGUAGAUGCAGUGGUCAUCGCUUCUGCGACGGACACUCACUUCCCGUACAUUAUGGACUCCCUGCGUGCCAACAAAGCGGUCAUGGCGGAGAAGCCCAUUUCCCACGAGCUGCAGGAG